AUGGGUUACCGCCAGGGCUGGGGCUUGCUCACUGGAGCCACAGCAUCCCCGUGUGACCACACGCACUGCGGCCACCUGACACCCCCCACCUUACCCCCCCAGCCUCCGCCCUCCACGCUGGACAUGGGGCCUCAGAUCAGCUGCUUCCCUCCAAAUAACUUCACAGCGAAGCAGGCCAGCUACGUGGACACAUACUGCUGGGACUCGCUAAUGCACCAUGAGUUCGACACCGAGGGCAACUUUGAGGAGCGAUCUCUCUGGGUCCACAAAAUGUUCCCAUACUCACUCUUGGCGAUGGCGGUGAUGAUGUACCUGCCCGCUCUAAUCUGGCGCUUCUUGGUGACGCCCUGUCUGGGCGCAGACCUGCUCUUCAUCAUCGACGAGCUGGAUAAAGGCUACAACCGCUCCGUCAGGCUAGCCCAGAGCAUCCUGGAGCUCCAGCACAGUGCCACCAACCCACUGGAGUUUCAGACCGAGCUCGAGAGGGCGAAACGGAAGCGCUACUUUGAGUACCCCCUGCUGGAGAGGUACAUGCAGUGCAAGCAGCGCUCCUACUUCCUGGUCAGCAUGCUCUUCCUGCGAAGCUUCCUCCUGCUGGUCUUCAUGUCGGCCGCCUGCCUCUACCUGGUGUACUUCCACCUGUCGGCCUUCCUCCAGGACGAGUUCAGCUGCUUCGUGAAGACCGGCCUCCUCCGCGACCAGCCCUGGGUGCCCGAGCUGGUGCAGUGCAAGAUGACCGGCCUCCUGGUCUUCCAGGUCAUCAGCGUGGCCAACGGCGCGGUCUACGUCCUCCUGGCUCCCAUCAUCCUCUUCAGCCUGCUCCGCCUCUUCUGCUGGGACACCACCUUCCUGUCGCUGUACGAGGUGCUGCCCGCCCUGGGGCUCAUCAGCGGCCGGAAGCUGGGCUGCCCCCUGAACGACCUGAACGUGCUGCUGCUCUUCCUCCGCGCCAACGUCUCGCACCUGCGCUCCUACGGCCGCCUGAGGGCCGUGUGCUCCAUGGCGCCCACCCAGCUGACGCGCGGCAGGGGAACAGAGGCGUACGAGGAGGCCAUGGAGGAGAGGGAGGAGCUGGAGGAGGAGAUGAGGGAGGCCAGGGAGGAGGGCCGGCACAACCUGGUGGACAUCAUGACCAUCCUGGGCGGGAUCAGGGCCCAGGGCAAGGGCUGCUCGGACCACAGGCCUCUGGUAGAGGAAAAUUUGAGUCUUGAACCCUGUAACCACCAGGGGUACCAUGAAUUGAAGGAGACUCCGUCAUAUAAUUUUGCCUAG
This is a messenger RNA of Conger conger (European conger), 1272 nucleotides long. RefSeq names its product pannexin 3 (gene panx3). Gene Ontology annotation, molecular function: channel activity. Bases 1 to 1272 code for a protein of 423 amino acids. Gene Ontology annotation, biological process: positive regulation of interleukin-1 production; monoatomic cation transport. NCBI's taxonomy places the organism in Eukaryota, Metazoa, Chordata, Actinopteri, Anguilliformes, Congridae. The transcript has 5 exons. The record is from RefSeq and is a predicted model, not a curated record.